Trichoderma gamsii is the source of this 783-nucleotide messenger RNA. RefSeq names its product 2,4-dihydroxyhept-2-ene-1,7-dioic acid aldolase. Bases 1 to 783 code for a protein of 260 amino acids. Gene Ontology annotation, molecular function: aldehyde-lyase activity. The record is from RefSeq and is a predicted model, not a curated record. Lineage: Eukaryota; Fungi; Ascomycota; Sordariomycetes; Hypocreales; Hypocreaceae. Gene Ontology annotation, cellular component: cytoplasm. The transcript is spliced from 4 exons.
AUGGCAGCUUCGAUUCAAAACCCACGAUUGCGUCUUCUUAAUGCCCUUCGAGCUAGCUCGAAGCCUAUUAUGACAUUCCUGGGGCUUCCAUCUUUUCGCACAGCCCAAAUUGUAGCUCAAACUGGAGUCGAUGGCAUCAUCAUUGAUUGCGAGCAUGGCCACAUCAGUGAUGACUCAAUGCAUAGUUCCACCGCCGCUAUCGCUGCCCUUGGAGUGUCACCACUUGUGCGUCUCAGAAUGACUCAUGCGGAUUUGAUAAAAAGAGCAUUAGACGCAGGUGCACACGGAAUCAUUGUUCCCCAAAUAAAUACCGCUGAAGAAGCGAUUACAGUUGUGAACAACUCAAAAUUCCCGCCUCAAGGGCUUCGAGGCCAAGGCUCCGCAUUUCCGGCCAUCACCCAUGGUAUCGAUAUCCCAACGUACCUGAAAACAGCGAAUGACACACUCAUCACUUGUCUUCAAAUUGAAUCAAAAAGAGGUGUCGAGAAUGUGGAAGCCAUAUGCGCUGUGCCAGGAGUCGAUAUGCUGUUCAUUGGACCUAACGACCUGGCCCUAUCAAUCCUUGGAUACGUGCCUGCUAAAGGUGACGAGCCCGAGUUUGUCGAUGCUAUCCACAACAUUGUAGCAGCGGCGCGAAAACACGGCAAGUGGGUUGGUCGACUAUCGAAUGAUGGAGUUUCAAGUAGAGAGCAUUUGAAGGUAUUUGACACUGUAGCCUUGAGUUAUGAUAUACGGGCUCUUCAGAAUUGGUAUACCACUGAGCUGCAAAUUGCACGCUCCUGA